GGCAAGAGUGGGGCUUCCCUCCCCCGGCCUCCAUCAACUCGGAUUCAUAACCGCCCAUCACCGGCACAACAACCCCCCAUCACCGGAUUCAUAACCGCCCACCUCUUCCAACUAUUCCUCCGCCUGGCGUUUCUCUCUGCCGUAACCUGGCCGUCUUCGGUCAAUCGUACUGCGCAUGAAGCGUCCCGUACGCUUCCGAGGCUUUCCCUAUUAGUGUGUCCGUGCUUCAUGAUGCAUUCGUUAAUUCUAUUCUUCUGCUUCAUUCUGUAAUGGAUACAGAUGAUUUUAAUUGAAGGGUAAGCGAAUUUAUGAUCUUGGCCCUUGGGCCCUAUUGAAAGAGAGGGUAGUCUCUGAAUAUGCAAUCUCUGCGACUGGUUCGCAGAUUUGGUACUGCACCUCGAGUUCCCGCAGCUGCUACUGUUGCAUCGAAAGAGAAAUCCCUCAUUGCUACUGAUAAAAGAUCGAUCUCCAAGAUAAAUCCCAUAAAGGUGGAUGAACCUGCCCUUAUAAAGCUGAAAAAGGAAAGGGAUCCUCAUAAGCUGUUUAAUUUGUUCAGGGAAAAUGCACAGAAUAAGCUUGUGAUUGAGAAUCGGUUUGCGUUUAUAGUUGCAGUUUCUCGCUUAGCAGGAGCUGGCAGGUUCGAUUACAUUCAAACUUUGCUUGAGGAACAGAAGGCUUUACCACAAGGUAGACGUGAAGGUUUUAUGGUUCGUAUUAUAAUGCUGUAUGGGAGUGCUGGAAUGGUGAAGCAUGCUAUUAAUACUUUUUAUGAUAUGCAUUUAUAUGGUUGCCAAAGGACUGUCAAGUCUCUCAAUGCUGCUCUCAAGGUUUUGACUCUAUCCCGUGACUCAGAGGCCAUUGAGAAAUUUCUGAGAGAUGUAUCACUCAAAUUUGAUAUUCGUUUAGAUAUUUUUUCAUUGAACAUUAUUGUCAAGGCAUUUUGUGAAUUGGGUAUUCCAGAUAAAGCUUAUCUGCUAAUGGUUCAGAUGGAAAUGAAGGGAAUUAAUCCAGAUGUAGUUACAUAUACUACACUUAUAUCUUUCUUUUACAAAAUUAAUAGAGCAGAGAUCAGUAAUGGCUUGUGGAAUCUUAUGGUUCUCAAGGGGUGCACUCCUAACAUUGCAACAUAUAAUGUUAGGAUACAGUAUUUGGUUAAACGGGUGCGACCUUGGGAUGCUAUUAAAUUGUUACGUUUGAUGCAUAAAGUUCGGAUAAAUGCUGAUGAGAUUACUUAUAACUUGGUAAUCAAAGGAUUAUGCCGAGCUGGCUUUCUCGACAUGGCUAUAAGGGUCUACUCUACUAUGCAUGGCCAUGGCCUGAAACCGAAUGACCAAAUUUAUCAAACCAUGAUUCAUUACCUCUCUAAAGCCGGUAACUUUGACUUGGCAUAUUCAUUGUGCAAAGAUAGUAUGAGUAAAAAGUGGUUUCCGAGUGUUGAUAGUAUUAUUAUUCUCCUUAAAGGGUUACGGGUGAAUGGUGGACUUAGUGGGAUUGAAAAAGCACGGCAUGUCAUCAGGUUGGCCAAGACAAGGGAUCCUCCCUUUUCAGAAGAUCAAUUGAAAGAAAUGCAAUCUAUAUUGUGAAUUUGUGAUUUUUGUCAAAGAAAAGAGGGAUCUAAACCUAUCAGCCUUGUUUUUUGCAAACAGUGGAGCUCAACUGAAGCCUAAAACUACCUCAUCUAUUUGCUGUUGGAGCAUACUGGAUACAUUACAGGCUAAUGGACAAAUAGCCACUAAAUACAACCGAUUUAUUAUUCUCCUCAAGAAGUCAAAUGGCAAUUUGAAAGUUCUGAAACUACAACAGUAGUGGUAAGCUUUCCCUCUGCAUAUCCAACUCUGUGAUUGGAGACAGAGCAGCUGCACUAAGUACAAACUUAGUUGCCCAACUUGGUCCUCAUGAGACCUGUCAUGUGCUGUUCUCCGAGGUGUGUCUUAGCCACUCAAGAAGCCUUUUGGAGAUCACAGUUGGUAGUGAAGUGAAGUUGAAAGUGCUUCGAGGUCAAUGGUUUUGGCUUCAUGGUACCAUAGUUCCCUUCUUUAGAGGCUGGAUUCUGAAACUAUGAAGACAACAGAGGAAUGUUUUCUCAGCUUCUGUUCCCUUUGCAGCAACUUUUUUUUUGUUCUCCCUCCCCUUUCAUUACAAAUGCAUUCAAUACAAGUUAGAUAAUUGUAGAAAGCAGGGCAACUGGUUAAUGAUUCACACUGGGCAUACCAUUC
This is a messenger RNA of Cuscuta campestris, 2216 nucleotides long. The record is from the annotation of a GenBank genome assembly. NCBI's taxonomy places the organism in Eukaryota, Viridiplantae, Streptophyta, Magnoliopsida, Solanales, Convolvulaceae.